Amyelois transitella is the source of this 7278-nucleotide messenger RNA. It is a transcript of the gene Dscam4, whose product is annotated as cell adhesion molecule Dscam2. Gene Ontology annotation, cellular component: plasma membrane; axon. The transcript is spliced from 38 exons. The record is from RefSeq and is a predicted model, not a curated record. Gene Ontology annotation, biological process: cell-cell adhesion; axon guidance. Gene Ontology annotation, molecular function: protein binding. The coding region runs from base 34 to 5940 and encodes 1968 amino acids. NCBI's taxonomy places the organism in Eukaryota, Metazoa, Arthropoda, Insecta, Lepidoptera, Pyralidae.
GCCGCGUGGUUAUCUUUUCUCAGAAAGUGCAAGAUGAAGUUCAGUUCGUAUUUGCUGCUCACCAUCUUGGCAGUACGCGUGUCACCAGAGCCCCGUCGCCUGCCAAACAUCCAGGAGCCGCAGCACCACGUGGAGUUCUCCAAUGACACAGGCGCCAUGCUCAGUUGCGGCACCAGGGGGGACUAUGAGCUGGACUGGCUUCUCCUGGACAAUUCUCCCGUGACGUCACUGCCCGGUCUUCGGAGGGUCCUGUUGAACGGUUCCCUGGAGUUGGCCCCGUUCCCUGCUGACCGGUAUCGGCGGGAUAUCCACGCAACCACGUACAGGUGUAGGAUCAGAUUCAGCGGCGGGUUUGCGCUGUUGUCCAGGAAUGUGCAUGUUCAUGCUGUUAUCAACAUCCCUUGGGAAGUCCACGUGCCCGACGAGUAUGUGAUAGCUGGCAACUCAGCUGUUCUACACUGUGUCGUGCCAGCCCACUGCGCAGACAGAGUGGAUGAUGUGGAAUGGUUUACUGAUGACGAGAUCAGCGUCCUUAGAUAUUUAGGUACAAAAUACCAGCUCCUGGACGAUGGCUCGCUGUACAUCAGCGAGGUGAGCCCGGACGACCGGUACAACACGUUCCGGUGUCGGGUACGGGACCGGAUUACCAGAAAUUUGUACUCUAGUCAGUACUUCGGUCACGUAAUCGUGACGGAACCAAAAGGCGGCGUGAGGCCGCGGGUAGCAGUGGAGGCGCGGUCCCGUCGGGUGCAAGCCGGACAGGACGUCCGGCUGCCGUGCGCGGCUCACGCUUGGCCGGUGCCCAGUUAUAGGUGGUUUCGGGAUCACCACGAGCAGCUAAUACCCAUAGAGAAAACCCCUCUGUGGCAGCGGGCUAGUCUACUCGGCGGCGGUCUACUCAGUAUCCAGAGUGUGAGAAGAGAAGACUCCGGGAGAUUCGUGUGCUGGCUCAAUAACACAGUAGGAGUGGAGUCAGUCCACUUCACACUCAUUGUCAUAGAAACGAUCUCCGUCCGUGUGAAGCCCGAGCUGCUACGAACAAAAAUAAAUUCGGACAUCACAUUUGAGUGCAAAAUUUCUGGACAUCCUAUUGAAUUGGUCUACUGGGUACACGACGCAAGAGUUUUGAAAACUAAUGAUAGGGUAAAAAUCACGGAAGAGGGAUUAAGACUACAUAUCAAGAACACGCAAAGAGAAGAUGAGGGAUUUUAUCAGUGUUUUGGAAGCAAUACCAAGGAUCAAGCGUAUGGUAUUGGAGAAUAUGUUAUAAAUGUGACCGAAGGCCGGCCGCGGACUGUGGCGAAUCGCUCCAGGCGUGCCCCUUUCGCCCGAAGCUCACAUACACACGACACCGACUGGAAUUUCACUGGAACUAGAGAAUCUAAACCAGAGUUAGUGUACUGGUUCUCCGAGCAAACUCUUCAGCCUGGACCCAGCGUAUCUCUCAAAUGUGUGGCCAUGGGUCAUCCACCACCACAGUUUACGUGGCUACUGGAUGGAUUUCCUAUACCAACAAAUCCAAGGUUUGUGGUUGGCCAACACGUCACUCUACAAGACGACGUCGUCAGCCAUCUUAACAUCAGCAGAGUAACCGAACAAGAUGGCGGCGAAUACGCCUGUGUAGCGUCAAACACAGCUGGGAAGGCGAUACAUGCGGCAAGAGUGAACGUGUAUGGACUGCCUUACAUCAGAGAAAUGCCCAAAGUCACGGCUGUUGCUGGAAGCGAUUUGAACAUCAAAUGCCCAGUAGCGGGUUACCCUAUAGAGUCUAUAACAUGGGAGCGAGACGGGCAAACACUACCGCUGAACCGGCGUCAGAAGGUAUUUCCCAAUGGGACUCUCAUCGUGGAGCAAACUCAGCGAGGCGAAGACGCCGGCACGUAUACGUGCCAAGCGGCCAACAGGCAGCGACACGCCGCCCGCAGGGACGUCGAAGUGCAGAUAUUAGUCCAACCGAAAAUCUUGCCAAUUCAGCCGCUCACGAACCUACUGCGGGAAGGAAUGAGGGCCGCUAUAUCUUGCCAAAUUCUCGAAGGUGACUUGCCUAUCGCGUUUCGAUGGGAGAAGAACGGGCAGCCCGUGACGUCAUCGCCGUAUGCGCCCAGCGGAAUAAUUACUAGGAGAAUGGACGAGUAUAGUGCAUCACUGGUCAUAGAACAUAUAACUUCGCUUCAUAGCGGGAAUUACACGUGCAUAGCGUCAAAUGUGGCUGGUUCGGAAAGAUUUACAGUGCCGCUCACAGUUAACGUUCCGCCUCGAUGGCGGUUGGAGCCCAACGACGUGGCGGUGGCGGCGGGCCAGGACGUCACUCUGCAGUGCCAGGCAGAAGGCUACCCCAAACCUGCCAUUACGUGGAAGAAGGCUGUCGGCAAUACUCCAGGGGAGUACAAAGACUUCAUGUUUGAAGGCAGCUCGAGGGUUUUGGAGAACGGGUCCCUGGUCUUCGAGAGAGUAGCCAAAGACAGCGAAGGACAUUACCUAUGUGAAGCCAGGAAUGACAUAGGUGCUGGGCUAAGCAAACUGAUAUUUUUGAAAGUUAAUGCGCCUGCCCGUUUCCCGAUGAAGAGUAAAACUGUCCAAGUGACGGCAGGGGAGGCCGCUCACCUGCAAUGUGCCGCUUCAGGGGACGCUCCUCUUGAAGUCAGCUGGAGGAGUCCACAUCAUCACACUAUAGCUCAUCAUUUGGAUCAAAGGUAUACUAUACGAGAACAAGUGCUGGACGAUGGUUUAGUUUCCGAGCUCAGCAUAUUACAAACAUACAGACAGGACACCGGCGCUCUCACGUGUAGAGCGUCCAAUGCCUAUGGACAAGACGAGAUGCUCAUUCAUUUAGUUGUGCAAGAGGUACCAGAGAUGCCGAAAAAUAUUAGGAUAAUAGAUCAACAGUCAAGGUCCAUUCAAAUAUCUUGGACCCAACCAUAUGCGGGAAACAGCCCCAUCAUCAACUACAUUGUCCAGUACAAAGAGGCUCCAGAGCCUUGGCCAACAACUCCUCAAAAGGUCAUAGUUCCCGGGAGUGUGACGUCAGCAAGCGUACAAAAUCUGCAGCCGGCCACAUCGUAUCACCUACGAAUCAUUGCUGAGAACAGACUAGGGCAAAGCGAGCCGAGCCAACUGGUGCAGGUCACCACAACUGAAGAAGUGCCAAGCGGGCCACCUUUAGAUGUAAGAGUAGAAGCAAAAAGCUCAACAGAGUUGAUAGUGAGUUGGGAACCGCCACAGCGAGAUCUAUGGAAUGGAAAUAUUCUCGGAUAUUAUGUUGGUUUUCAAGAGCUCAACAGCAACAGCACCAUACUAAGUGCCAGCGGUCCAGGUGGUGCAUCAUACACAGUUCGCACUGUCGAAGGCGCGGGUACAGCCAGGGCCCGGACCACGCUCUCGGGGCUUCAGAAACAUGCCGCAUAUGCUGUCGUCGUGCAAGCGUAUAAUAGUAGAGGAGCUGGACCCGCGUCGCCUCCUACUACAGCUACUACUAUGGAAGAUGUACCAAGUCUUCCACCCGGAGCCCUUCAAUGCACAGCACUGAGCUCGCAAUCUGUUCGGGUAUCGUGGGAGCAGCCCCCGAUGCGAGGCCGGAAUGGCGUGGUCCAGGGUUACCGAGUUACGUAUGCUCCCGUUACUGAUUGGUAUGGCAAUGAAGAGGCAGUAACCAAGCAGAUAUCAGGUCUGCACACGACAUUAUCUGGACUGCGACGGUACACCAACUACUCUGUGACAGUCUGCGCGUUUACCGCGGCUGGGGAUGGCGUUAGAGCCGCACCAGUUUAUUGCCAUACCGAAGAAGACGUUCCAUCGGCACCAGCUGACAUAAAGGCGGUAGUGUCAUCGCGAAACAAGAUACUCGUGUCAUGGCUACCGCCCGCGGCUCCGAAUGGAGUCCUCGUUGGAUACACCCUGUAUAUGAGUGUCAUUGAAGAUGGUCGAGAAGAAGGUACUCACAAACGAAUGUUGUCUCCGAGCACCCUGUCUCACGAGACAGCGAGAUCUCCACCGCGAGCCACACAUCAGUUCUGGGUAUCAGCUAGCACUAGACUUGGUGAAGGAGAAGCUACUCGUGUGGUCACCGUUUUGCCUUCUGAUUCUGUUCCCGCAAGAAUAACAUCAUUCAGCCGCAGCAUAGUGACCCCGUGGAAGGAGAACAUUUCGUUAUCGUGCAACAAAGUGGGGUUCCCCACGCCCACUACCACGUGGAGCAUGAACGGUGCCACUUUAGAGUCUACCUUGCGGAAGAAUGUUACUUCUGAUGGCACUCUUAUCAUUAGCAUGACCCAAUACGCAGACAGCGGUAACUACACAUGUUCUGUGGAGAACGCUCACGGUCACGACGAGGUCACGUACAGCGUGGAAGUGAAGGUUCCGCCCCAACCGCCGGUGCUGGCCGUCGUCGACUCUUACGCAGACUCCUUGCAUCUCCAGUGGAGCGACCAGGGCGAUGGAGGCAGCCCUAUUCUUGGCUACGUGAUAAACUAUAAGCGCGAGCACGGCGACUGGGAGGAGCUGCAAGUGGAGUUGGGGACAUCGGAGCACGUGCUGCCGAAUCUGUGGUGCGGCACGCGGUACCAGCUGUACAUCACGGCGUUCAAUCGCAUCGGGACCGGAUUGCCAUGCGAUAUUGUUCAUGCCUAUACCAAAGGGACUGUGCCCGUGAAACCAAAGCACUCGCAGAUGAUAACGCUAAAUACGACUACAGUGACGGUGUGGCUGGACUCGUGGGGUGAUGGCGGCUGCGGCAUUCUUUACUUCGUCAUCGAGUACAGAGAGAUAAGCCAAUCUCAGUGGCGCCUAGUCUCAAACAGCGUACAAGCGACAGAAAGGGUAUUCAGCGUGACAGGACUGACUCCGGCCACUCAGUACCAGUUGAGAAUAACAGCGCACAACAAUGCAGGCCACGCUGUCGCCUUGUACAAUUUUACCACACAUUCUUUGUCUGGCAUGUUAGAUGGUGAACUUUCCCCUCCAGUCCCAGCUGCUGGUUCCAGAUCUUUAGGCGGCGCGCGUGUCAUUCUACCAGCAGCGUUAUCUUUACUAGUUCUCGGUGCUCUGAUAGCUAUUGUACUAUUAGUGAGAAGAAAUAAAGCCGGUGGCACAGAAACCGUUGCCACCGAGAGUGGGGUCGGCGAGUCGCCUUCUGUCGCGCAACUGCAAAACAAAGUGAACCGCGACCAACAAUACCUGGCCGCCAGGGCGCAGCAUCCCCCGCCGCAACAUCAUUACAAACAUGCAUCUAAUGAAUAUAUCGAAGACAUCUGCCCUUACGCGACUUUCCAACUGACAAAACCCACAGCGUAUAGCGAAAGCAGUUAUAGUGGCAACGUAUACAGCGGACCUUAUCACUCCGUGCGUGGUUCUUUUGUAUACCACGACCUUAAGCAGAAUGAUAAAUAUAAGGGCAAAGAGCCAGAAUACACAAAAGUACGAAGAAAAGGAAACAGACUCAGAGAUCCACAUUCAGAAAGUCAAGAGUCGGACAACUUGGGCUCAACGGACUCGGAGGUGAAGAAGAUACUAACGCUGCACCUGCCCAUUACAGAGUACGAGGACGACGCCAGCGACGACGCCAGCGCGCCGCAUUCCGACAGCGAGCCAGCCGCGAGAUUGCGGCCCGCGCAUCCUACCACUUACCCAUCAGUGGAGCGUGAAGAAUCAUCGUCUUCAUCGGAGAACUCUAUUGGAGGCGUCGUGCGUAAGGCCUUCCCAUCUCGAAAGGGCAAGGCCGGCGCGCUUGGCAAGAGACACGUCCGCUCUUCAAGCGGGUAUAGCAGCCACAACGAUGAAACCACUUUUAGUAUAUCAAACUACCCGUCAUUCAACGAACACAUCCAUCCUCCAUCGCGAUUCUCCGACGACACAGAAUGCGAGGGACAUCACCGGCGCAAGCGCGGGCCGCAUCCCCACCCAGACGGCAAAAUCACUAGAGAGGCGUUCCAGAUCAAUGUAUGAAAAUCGAACUUCAAAUUACGGUUAAAAAUUUGAAUUUCGAAGCUUUGAUAACUUCGAAGUAGAUGAGAUGUUUCAAGCUUUGUGAAAACAUAAAUAUGAAUUAAGAUUAAAUCACUAGUAGAAAAGGAAUGUAAACCAAUGAAAGGCCCAGUUAAUUAGUGAACCUUAAAGAAAAUUAGAUUAACGAAAUUGUUUCACUGAGUUUAUAGACACGGUUUAGUGAAAAGACCUACAAAAACCACGCACAUCAUUUUGAUUUGGUGGGCUAUUAUAGCUAAAUGCAUCUCGGUUAAGGAAUAUUAUAAAAGUGCCAAUAAAUAAAUAGCUUAAAAGAUUCAAAAUAUUGAACCCAUGGCAUUCUUUCGAUAAAAAAAAAUCUACAAAUUAAAUAUAUACGUACACAUUAUUUAAAACAUACGCUCUUCCUUUGAUGACGAAUGAAUAACGAUUGGAUAACGAAUACAUUACUUUUAAGAAAUUACUCAACUGACUAUGAUACAGUUGUAUAUCAAAUAGUUGAAUAAAGCACUUUGUAACGCUUUUAAGAAAUAGAUUUUCUAUAACUGUUGCCAAAUUCUAACAAACUUUCGUACUGUACAUAUAGAUGUAGAUAGAUAGGUAGGUAUAGCCAAAAUAAUUAUGAUAACUCUUAGUGCCAUACAAUAAUCAUUUUUGUACUCCAAAUUUGAGUAUUUUAUUAAUCUUAAAAUAUUACACGUUGAAUGCUCUAUGAGUAUAUUAUGACUGAACCAAACCAGUUAAUUCUUUUCGUUCAUGUAGCCUUAACCGAAAUCAUGAAAAAAUAGCAACAAAAUCUAUGAAGGAAAAUUAGGAAAACCAACAUCGCGACAUAAAAAUAAUUUUAACUUCAAAAAAAGGAGGAGGUUAACAAUGAUGAUGAUGAUCGAGAUAUAAAAUUUAAUAAAAAGUUGUUUUCAUACUAACAUAAGAAUUUUGUUUGGAUCUCUCGUAUGUACUCAAUGUUAUGUAAAUACUAUGUAAUUACAUGUACUUUCGACUAUCGAAUAUAAAUAAGGAGAACAAUAAUUAAAAUAUAAAAAAUAUAUAUUUUAAACUUAAUGCCUUAUUGACCAAAGUCUUAAAACUAGUUACGGAUGUAAUUUUGAGACAUUAUAUCCACUGUUUAAUACGAAUUGUUUGAUUGUUGUAAAGUUUAUGAAAACUAUAUGUUUUCAUCGAUUUAAAACUUGUCAUAACAGUAAAUUUCCGAGCUAUAAUGUAAUAAGACAUUUCAUUUCCUGUUUUAUGUCAUAUUCAAACUAUAGUCAAACUUUAUAUGAAAGCGUUUGAAAAGACGCUUACAUAAAAAAGCACGUC